ACUGAUCUAGGUCAGUGAAGAGAUAUUUUCUUUUAAUGUAGUGAAUCUGGUUUCCUCUACAGGUGGUCACACUUUUGCAUGGAACCAUGCAACAUGAUAAGGUUUUUUUCCCCUAAAAAAAUACAGUAUGAUAAGGUUAAAUCUUAACAUAGCUGCACCACAUCUUGUAGCACUUUGCAAACUACACUCCCUCAUUCUAUCAAAUGGCUAUGUUCCAAUGGCUCAUGGAAAGCUACAAACCAUUCUUCCUCUGUGUAUUCAUUUUCAUAGCUCUAUUGAUGAAACUUUUCAUAAACAAUUCUAGAAAGAGAAGUUCCAAUCUACCUCCUGGUCCUCCAACAAUACCUUUCAUUGGCAAUCUCCACCAGCUUGGCACCAUGCCCCAUAUAUGUUUACAAGGCCUUGCAGAUAAAUAUGGACCCAUAAUUUUCUUACAACUUGGAGAAAUCCCAACAGUGGUUGUUUCAUCAGCUAGACUAGCAAAGGAGGUGUUGAAAACACAUGACCUUGCACUCGCAAGCCGACCGCAACUGUUUUCAGCUAAGUACCUCUUUUACAAUUGUACAGACAUCGCUUUCGCUCCUUACAGUGCUUACUGGAGGCAUGUGAGAAAAAUUUGCAUACUUGAGCUUCUAAGUGCCAAAAGGGUAAACUCAUACAGUGUUGUUAGAGAAGAAGAAGUUGCUAGUUUAGUUGAAAGGGUUGCAGGGUCUUAUCCAGGAGCUAUCAAUUUGUCCAAGAUAUUGGGACUUUAUGCAAAUAAUGUUGUUUGCCGUGUAGCAUUUGGAAGGGACUUUACAGAAGGAGGAGAGAGUAAAAAAUAUGGUUUUCAAAAGAUGCUUGAUGAGUACCAGGAACUCCUUGGAGGAUUCAGCGUUGGUGAUUUUUUUCCUUCUUUCGAUUUCAUACACAGCUUGACAGGUAUGAAAGCAAGACUCCAAGACACUUCAAGAAAAUUUGAUCAACUCAUUGAUCAGAUAGUGAGUGAACACAAGGCUUGCAACAAAAUAAAGGAGCAUAAGGACCUUGUAGAUAUUUUACUUGAGGUACAAGAGAAUGACUCGGGCGAGAUGCCUCUUACCAUUGAUAAUAUCAAGGCAAUAAUCCUGGAUAUGUUUGCUGCUGGAACUGAUACAACAUUUAUUACCCUUGAUUGGGCAGUGACAGAGCUGCUAAUGAAUCCUCAUGUAAUGGAAAAAGCACAAAAGGAAGUGCGUAGCGUCCUGCGAGAAAGAAGAGUUGUUGCAGAGAGUGAUUUGCAUCAACUGCAGUACAUGAAGGCUGUAAUUAAAGAGAUAUUUCGGCUGCACCCUGCAGUACCAGUAUUAGUCCCUAGAGAAUCCAUGGAAGAUAUUAUCUUAGAAGGGUACAAAAUUCCAGCUAAAACAAGAAUUUUUGUCAAUGCUUGGGCAAUUGGUAGGAAUCCGGAAAGUUGGGAGGAUCCGACUGCAUUUAAACCAGAAAGAUUUUUAGAAAGUAAUAUUGAUUAUAAGGGGCAGGAUUUUGAGCUCAUACCUUUUGGAGCAGGCAGAAGAGGUUGUCCGGCUAUUACAUUUGCCAUUGCAGUUGUUGAGCUUGCUCUAGCUCAACUCCUCUAUAGCUUUGAUUGGGAGCUUCCUCCUUGUAUUACAGCAAAAGACUUGGAUCUCACUGAAGUUUUUGGCAUCUCAAUGCACAGGAGAGAAAAUCUUCUUGUUGUUGCGAAGCCGUAUACGUUCUAUGAAGACUCAUGAACAUGAUACAACAGAAAAAUCAUGUGAAUUCUGGAUUUGCUUUUUAUUGAUGCAUAUGUGUAAACUAAUAUCAAGUUUUGAUUUUCUCGUCAAAGAUUAAAACAUCAUAUAAGUUGGAUGACCA
Medicago truncatula (barrel medic) is the source of this 1857-nucleotide messenger RNA. Its product is annotated as cytochrome P450 71AP13. The transcript has 2 exons. The record is from RefSeq and is a predicted model, not a curated record. NCBI's taxonomy places the organism in Eukaryota, Viridiplantae, Streptophyta, Magnoliopsida, Fabales, Fabaceae. Gene Ontology annotation, molecular function: oxidoreductase activity, acting on paired donors, with incorporation or reduction of molecular oxygen; heme binding; monooxygenase activity. The coding region runs from base 204 to 1733 and encodes 509 amino acids.